AUGGCGAAAGGCACGGCAAAUUCUGCUGCGCAGAAUGCGCAGAAUGUGCCAAACAAGCAUUUACACCAAAGAAUUUCAUUUCUUUAUCAGGCAGCGGCAUAUAUUGCGAGCCAACCAUACCAUAAACCCUCGACUACGGUGACGGAAACACCAAGGCAAUCAAAUAGCCACAAUAUUAGUACAGCGGACUCUGACACAAUGCAAAUUGACACUUCUGGGCUCGAGAAAUCGACAUCUAAGCAAGAACAAGACGGUUCUCAUAAAAUUUCGGACGAAAACCCUUCUGGUGCCUCUACAUCAUCAUUAUAUUGUUCCCAUCACUCUCGGCGCCUCAUCUCCCAGCUUCGCGGCGUUUCUCUUAAAUCUCAAAUCCGACUCUCCCCUGAGCUAAAACGUUCGAUAUGUCGGCGUUGUGAUACGCUGUUAAUUCCGGGCUCCACAUCCACGACACGGCUUGAGAACCACAGUCGUGGCGGAAAGAAACCUUGGGCGGACUUGCUCGUGGUCGAGUGCAAGGCUUGUGGGUCAGUGAAGCGUUUCCCGGUUGGAGCGCAAAAGCAAAAAAGGCGGUCGGAGAGGCAAGACAAGCAAGACUUGCAUGCCGCACCUGACCAGGAUACAAACCCGCCUGCAGCAACCUCAUAA
Molecule: messenger RNA, 645 nt
Organism: Xylona heveae TC161
Lineage: Eukaryota; Fungi; Ascomycota; Xylonomycetes; Xylonales; Xylonaceae
Product: Rpr2-domain-containing protein
Exons: 1
Coding region: 1-645 (214 amino acids)
Biological process (GO): tRNA processing
Cellular component (GO): nucleolar ribonuclease P complex
Source: RefSeq, a predicted model, not a curated record